Molecule: messenger RNA, 3871 nt
Organism: Chrysoperla carnea
Lineage: Eukaryota; Metazoa; Arthropoda; Insecta; Neuroptera; Chrysopidae
Product: netrin receptor UNC5C-like
Exons: 10
Coding region: 22-3255 (1077 amino acids)
Biological process (GO): netrin-activated signaling pathway
Cellular component (GO): membrane
Molecular function (GO): protein binding; netrin receptor activity
Source: RefSeq, a predicted model, not a curated record
UAUUUAAUUUUAUUUUCGUUUAUGUUUAUUAUAAGGAUUCAAUUCGGCGAUUCAACAUCGGAUUUAGAUGAUGAAGGUGAAUUACUAUUAGAAACACUUCCACACAUACCAGUUGAACAUGUUGUGGAGCCAUCAGAAACACCACCUCAAGAAAAGGUUGAUCCCGAUGCAGAUCAUGUAAAUCAUGGUGACACCGACCACCAUGGUACAUUACUAGAAAACACAAAUAAUCUACCAAUAUUUCUACAAGAACCAAAAGAUACAUUUGUUAUAAAAAAUAAACCAGCUAUUUUAUAUUGUAAAGCUGCCCAUGCACUUAAAGUGUAUUAUAAAUGUAAUGGUGCUAAAAAUUUACAAUCCGCUGAUUCAGCCUUUGUGGAUCCACAAACGGGUGUGCGCGUAAUCGAAGCAGAAAUUAAUAUAACGCGUAAUAUGGUCGAAGAAUUUUUCGGUCGUGAAAAAUUUAAGUGUGAGUGUUAUGCAUGGACAUCGCGUGGAGAAAUACGUAGCCAACCUGCCACGAUUGAAGUUGCUUAUCUAAAGAAACAAUUUGAAUCCCCACCAUAUUCAGUUAGUGUUGAACUCAAUCAACAAACAGAAUUGCGUUGUUUACCACCAGCGGGUGUACCACCCCCACGUGUAUAUUGGUUACGUAACGGUGUGCCUUUGGAUACCGCUACUGACACCCCAACUGGUGGAAUUGCAACAGGGUCAGGAGCUGGAUUACUUGUAUCAAGUGAUGGACAUUUAUUAAUUAGUGAAGCACGUCUACAACAUAGUGGUAAUUAUACGUGUGUUGCGGAAAAUGCUGCAGCCAAACGUAUGAGUGAUGUAGCGGUGAUUUCGGUUUACGUAAAUGGUGGAUGGUCUGCAUGGUCCCAAUGGACUGAUUGUAAAUGCCCUGGUUUGAGUCUCAGUGCUGGACAGAAAAGGACAAGAGUGUGUAAUAAUCCUGCACCACUUAACGGUGGUCAAACAUGUCCAGGACCAAGUGUUCAACGUACCACGGAAUGUGUUCCAUGUAGUAACGAGGAUAUGUAUGAAGCAAUGUUAAAAACAUUUAAUCAGCCUGAUUUUCAAGCUGUUGAUGGACGUUGGUCACAGUGGUCAGAAUGGUCAUCAUGCGGUACAGACUGUCGACAAUGGCGGCGUCGAACAUGCACUCAACCACAACCAAGCGGUGGUGGUAAUCCAUGUCAAGGUCGUUCCAGACAAUCUCAACCAUGCUGUAUAUCAACACAAAGUGAAGCUGCAUCGAUUGCAGAAACACAAACAAAUAUGGCAUUAUACAUUGGAAUAUCUGUUGCUAUUUUGGUAUUUGCUGUUGUUGCUGGAUUUUUGAUACGCGUAUUUCGACGCAAGGGACGCGAUCAUUCUUUAUAUAAUAGAGCAGCUAGUGAAUUUGCACCUGCUGAAUUUUUUCCUGACCACGAUAAGAAGUCGUUACAACCAGAUUUAACAAUACAAACUGCAAUACCACCAUGCUACGAAUAUCCAUUCUCCAAUAAUUCACUCUCGAUUUCACAUUCGCAUUCGGUAUCCGAACAUCAUUACGAUGUACCACAUUUAUCGUUACCCUCAGCUCAAGAAAUGUCACCAUCUACUAGUUCUUGCAGUCGAACAAUUGAAUCAGCUAGUAGUGUUGUAGCCAAACAGAAAAAUGAUUUGGAAAGUGUAUCAAGUGGUUUUACUUCGUCUGACUCCACCUAUGAUGUUGCAACCGAAACAGUAACGUUACCAUUACCUGCGCUACCAGCAGCAUAUGCAAUAUCACCAGCACUGCCAUCUGCACUACUUGACGCCAAAUAUACAACAUCCCAAACAAUAACACACACUGGAUGCUACUUACAUUUAUUACAUCACUCAAUAGCUCUGUCCAUUCCCGAAAACGCAGUUAGCCGCAACAAGAAACAAGAAUUUCAUCUAAGUGUUUUAACAGAAGAUCGUUUUCGCCCAAAUUUACCUGAAAAUUAUACACAAUUAAGUCCGAUAGUAUGUUGUAGCCCGCAAGAUAUUAGUUUUAAUAAACCUGUCGUAUUAAAAUUCCCACAUUGUGCGAAUUUAGAACAAAAUUGUUGGGAAAUAUCUAUUUUUGAAAAUCAUCCAAAGACACAAGAAUGGAAAAAAUGUGUAACUCUAGGUCAAGAAACAAUAAAUACAACCAUUUAUACACAAUUAGAUCCAGAUUGUGUUUACUUAAUGGCUGAUUCGUUUAAUUCGAAAAUUAUGUUAGCGGGACGUUCCAAUAAUGGAAUGUCUGCAUUCAAAAAAUUAAAAUUAUUAGUUUAUGCUCCAAUAAAUAGUAUCCAAACUCAAGUAGAUUUUAAUGUACGAGUUUAUGUGUUGGAAGAUAUUGAGACAUCUAUUCAAAUUGUACAGAAUCAAGAAAAGAAAUUAAAUGGAUGUUUAUUGGACAAACCGAAAGGGUUUUUGUUUCAAGAUAAUAAUUCGAAUUUAUGUUUAAGUUUAAAUGAAAUCAGUGAUGGUUGGAAGGUAAAGCCAUGUUCCAACUAUCAAGAAAUACCAUUUAAACAUAUUUGGAAUUCGACCAGUAACAGUUUACAUUGCUCAUUUACAAUUGAACAAUGUGAAAUGUAUAAAAAUUUAAAAUUUAAAAUUCAUGCAACCCAAACCAAUUCAAUGCAUCAACAAACAUUUGAUAUCUAUGCGACCACAACAAGAUUUCAUCAAACAACAAAUCAAACACCUACAGCAACUCCACCGCCAGUUACAAAUUUAAAUUCAACACCAUUCGAUUCUCCUUUACGUAGUCGUGAUUCGCAUACAAACUUGUUAUCAAAUAUGCGUGAUAUUUCAUUCGAUUCGCCAAUGAAACAAACUACAACAAAUAAAUCACGUGAAGUAACGUUUGAAUCACCGUUACAUAUAGGCAGUUAUGAUAACAAUUCGAAUACAAAUAGUAAAAAUGUUUUAGUCACGGAUCGUGGUGUUUCGACUGUUGAAGAUAUACCAUUUAAAUUAAAUAAACAAAUUAAAAAACAAUUAUGCCAAUGCUUAGAUCCACCAAAUAAUCGAAUGAAUGAUUGGCGUAUGUUAGCAAAAGCGUUAUCCGUUGAUCGGUAUAUUAAUUAUUUUGCUACGAAAGCAUCACCUACGGAACAUAUAUUGGAUUUAUGGGAAUGUCGGAAUCGACAGGGUAGUGCUCUUACUGAAUUAGUGUCAAUAUUUAGGGCAAUGGGAAGAAGUGAUGCUGUGAGCAUUAUUGAAAAUUCAUUAGGACCUAGUUGGUUAUAAGAAACAAGAUAAUUGAAUUUUGUUUUCUUUUUUUAAUUUCAAAUAGUAGGCUAACAAAUAUAUAUUUUAAAAAAUGUUGUAAAGUUGAAAAAUAUCCUUUGUCUGAUUUAAAUCCAAAAUGUGUAGAUUAAGGAGCAGUUUGUUUUUAAAUUUAAAAGUGUUUUAUGCAAAAAAUUUUAUUACAAGUAAUACACGUUUAGCUUAAAGUAUUGUAAAUAGCAAUUCGCAUACAUAAAUUCGAAUUGAAAUGAACCGACUUUGCCAAUACUGAUUGCUGGGUCACGAGCUGCAAGUCAGAAUUCGGUUAUCCUCGUACUACAAUUAAGAAAUUAUCUUCUUUUUUAUCGUUUAUCUGCUUUACCACAUAUAAUAGACAUUUGAAGUAAUUUGUUUCGAUUGAAGCUACCUUUAAGUUCACAAGGGUUGUUUAUAAAUUUAAUUUAGUACCUUGAAAUAAAACCGUCUAUAAGCAAGAAAUGUGACAUUCGAAAAUUACUAUUUUUUUCAAUAAUAAAUCAUUUCUAAAUCUAGAAGUUUACCAUUAAUGAAACCAAUUAAUGAAAUCUUUAACCAAACAUGUGAAACGUUAAUCUAAAUAAAUUCAUCACAUAUUGAU